CACCUGACGCUAUCAAGAUGCGCCGGAAGGAGAGUUGUUAGCUCUAGUGCUAUCAGUUGUCAGUGAGCUUGGUGCACCGGGAGCUCAGGUCUAGAAGCAAGACGCACCAGACUGCUAAAUACAGUUUGAUAUCGUCCAGCUUUGGUUGGGUGGGUGCCAUUAGUUAGCAUUGAGCUCUACUCAAGCAGACUUUUCAGUUACUGUAAGUCAUAGUAACGAAUCGGGCAGCUUUACUAGCUAACCAACUAACAAUCCCUUUGCCUGGCGUCAUUUCCUACUUUUGAAACUCGCGGCCAUAAAGUCACGAAAAGACAUGGAACUACAAGUGGGAAGUGAACCGAUGACACUGGGCUCUCCCACCUCUCCUAAGCCCACCUCUGGAGCUCAGUUUCUGCCUGGCUUCCUGAUGGGCGACCUGCCAGCUCCAGCUACCCCCCAGCCACGUGCGUUCAGCUUGUCCACGCCCAUUGCAGAGAGCACAGGCGGAGGAGGCUCUGCCCCGCAGCCUGUUGUUCCCACCCCCAAAGAUAAAAGUGGAGCCCCACCUGUUCGCAGUAUCCAUGAUGACCUGGUUACUGUGGUGACGCCCCUCCAUGCACAUAGGCAGUCUUUCCCAGUCAUGCAGUCUCCUCUGUCUGUGCGUCAGGCCUCAACUCCGGGAACAGGUGUGCAGCAAAUGUGCCUGUCUCCAGCUCAGGUGGAUCCCUUCUACAGUCAGGGAGAGUCUUUGUCAUCUGAUGAUCAGUUGGACCAGACCUGGGUCACUGUAUUUGGUUUUCCUCCAGCCUCAGCCUCCUACAUCCUCCUGCAAUUCACUCAGUAUGGAAACAUCCUCAAACACACGAUGGCAUCUCCUGGUAACUGGAUGCACCUUCAGUUUCAAUCCAGGCUUCAGGCCAGGAAAGCUCUGUCUAAGGAUGGAAAAGUGUUUGGUGAUGCCAUUAUGGUGGGAGUGAAACCCUGUAUAGAUAAGAGUGUGAUGGAGAACAGUGAAAUUUUCUCUCCUCCCCUCUCCUCCUCUGCUCUCCCUUCCACUCCUCGCUCUGCCAUCAGACCGCUCAGCGCCACCUACAGGAACUCUGGCAGCGACUACCAGGUAGUAGCAGACAGACAGACGCCCAGGAAGGACGACAGCUUUGUUUCCAAGGCGAUGGAGUACAUGUUUGGCUGGUGACAUUACACAGUGCAUCAUGGGAUACCUGCAGCUUUGGAGCAGUGAGGAGGCUCAUUGGACAGAUGGAUGAACUGAUUCACUACACUGUGUGUUUGUGUGUGUAGGCGUGUGGGUGUGGGCGUGCUGAGGUUGAGAACCUCUCUUUCACUUUCUCGUCUUUUAUAAUCUCUAUUUUUUAGUGUUCUUGUCAUAAUAAAGUUUUCCUCUGGCUUAAA
This is a messenger RNA of Monopterus albus (swamp eel), 1389 nucleotides long. RefSeq names its product nucleoporin 35 (gene nup35). Bases 314 to 1174 code for a protein of 286 amino acids. The transcript is spliced from 9 exons. Gene Ontology annotation, molecular function: nucleic acid binding; structural constituent of nuclear pore; phospholipid binding. Lineage: Eukaryota; Metazoa; Chordata; Actinopteri; Synbranchiformes; Synbranchidae. The record is from RefSeq and is a predicted model, not a curated record. Gene Ontology annotation, cellular component: nuclear membrane; nuclear pore central transport channel; nuclear pore nuclear basket. Gene Ontology annotation, biological process: NLS-bearing protein import into nucleus; nuclear pore organization.